Molecule: messenger RNA, 1404 nt
Organism: Pocillopora verrucosa
Lineage: Eukaryota; Metazoa; Cnidaria; Anthozoa; Scleractinia; Pocilloporidae
Source: RefSeq, a predicted model, not a curated record
CAUCUACGCCUACUCAUCCAAAAAUUAUGGUCUUAGUGUCGUGAAGAGAGUUUUCAGCAUUUUUUGCAUAAUGAAAGAGGAGGAUACUGAUCACAAAUAUCUAAGAGUUUGACUGUCAAGGCCGGUUAGGAAGAAAAUACCCGUUCUUUUUGUUCGUGACCUAACUAUGAUGACAGUUCGAUGACAGUGCAAUGACUGGGCGACAAACGUUUGAAAACAAGUUAAUUUUUUUUGUAUGAUUAUUAAUAAGAAAGUUAGGUUUAAACCCUGGUGGCUGCGCUGGGUGCUGUUUGGACGAAAUCUCUUUCUUAUAACACCCAGAAUAAUGGUGACAACCAAUCUAACGGGAGAUGGAACUCAGACAUUUAUAGAACUGCUAUGCUCUCCCUCCCUGGUUGGUAAACUUCAACUGCAAUUGAUUUCUUUUUUAGCCGCAGUCAAUAUCCUCCUCUCCAUUACAGCAUUUCUUGGGAAUUCUCUCAUCCUUGUUGCGCUUCACAAGGAAUCUUCCCUUCAUCCACCUUCCAAACUCUUGUACCGUUGUCUGGCAACAACUGAUCUGUUGGUUGGUCUUGUUAGCCAGCCUCUCUGGGCUAUCUAUUUGCUGUCCUUAGUUCACGAACACUGGAGUCUUUGUCGAUACGCCAGAGACGCGGGUUUCUUCACAGUCAAUCUAUUAUGUUCAAUGUCUUUGUGCACGAUGACGACCAUCAGCGUGGACAGAGUUCUGGCCCUUAUUUUGGGGCUGAGAUACAGGCAAACUGUAAAUUUAAGACGCACAUUUAUCACUGUAGCUUACAUGUGGAUUCUAUGUCUUGCCGCUACUUUGUGCCUUAUUUUUUAUUACCGUAUAACCAUUUGGUAUAGCUUAAUAGGCAUACCGUCUUGCCUGGUUGUUUCUGUUGCUUCGUACACAUAUAUUUUCUGCACUCUCAAUCAACAUCACGCUCAAGUACAGGAUCAUGUUCAGCAACAGCCAAGCCAACCAAAUGUAUUGAACAUUGCGCGAUACAGAAAGGCAGUGCAUAGCGCACUGUGGGUGCAGUUGGCAUUAGUGGUUUGUUGUUUGCCAUAUGGUACAGUGAUAAUUGUUAUUACUAAGAGUAAAACAUAUUCAUCACACUUAAUCGCCAUAAGCGGAAUCGCAGGAACUUUAGUUUGCUUUAACUCAACGUUGAACCCAUUUCUUUACUGCUGGAGGAUCAGUGAAGUAAGACAAGCAGUGAAGCAGUCGAUAAGACAAAUACUUUGCUGUCCAUGGAGUUAGCCCCGAGAGAUACACUUGUCUCAAUGCUGUUAAAGAUGGCCUCGAAAGUCAAGGUUUUUAAGAGAACGCGCUUCGCAUGAGUCGUUUCAGAGGAAGUAAUUCCUGUAAUAAUACUUAAUGUUUCCAUAUGAAUAAUA